Aspergillus eucalypticola CBS 122712 is the source of this 1949-nucleotide messenger RNA. RefSeq names its product putative MFS multidrug transporter. Gene Ontology annotation, biological process: transmembrane transport. Bases 1 to 1668 code for a protein of 555 amino acids. The transcript is spliced from 3 exons. Gene Ontology annotation, molecular function: transmembrane transporter activity. Lineage: Eukaryota; Fungi; Ascomycota; Eurotiomycetes; Eurotiales; Aspergillaceae. The record is from RefSeq and is a predicted model, not a curated record.
AUGGCCACCCCUGUCGAGGAGCCACGCCCGUCGCUGCGCCGCGCUAGCACGGUGCACACCAAUGAAUUCGAUGAUUCGUUUCUGGGACGGGUACGAUCGUUCUUUCGCCGGGACCCCCAUGUCGGGGUAGUCAGCCACAACGAUCUGCGUGACAGGGAGGACCUUGAGAUCCAUACCUGGAAUGGCAAGGAUGAUCCGGACAAUCCGUGCAAUGCUAACAGGUAUAGCUCCAUCCUCACUGGUAUCCCGGCCGGUUCAUACGGCUCCGGCAACAACUGGAUGGAAGAACGAUUCCACGUCCAAAACACGCCAUUUCCAAACCUUUACUGGGCCACGACAUCUUGGAACAUGGGAGCGGCCUUUUGGCCUCUUAUAUUCGUGCCCCUGACUGAAUCCUCCGGUCGCAUGCCCGGCUAUUUUGUCGCCUACAUCAUCCUCAUCAUCUCGCUGUUCCCCUCCGCCUUCGCCCAAAACUUCGCCACUCUCGUAGUAACGCGGUUUUUCGGCGGUGGUGCUUCCUCCGUAUCCAUCAACAUCGUCGGCGGUAGCAUCAGCGAUGUCUGGUACGGAGACAAAGCGCGGAGUCUCCCCAUGUCGCUCUUCGGGUUUACCAGUGUGGUUGGAAUUGCCCUGGGGCCAUUCAUUGGAUCCGCCAUCGUAGCAAUCCACAAAACUGCCCCGUGGCGCUGGAUCUUCUACAUUCAAAUCAUUUACCUAACAGGUCUCCUUCCUAUCUUCUGGUUCAUUCUGUAUGAGACCCGCGCAGACGUGAUUCUCGCCCGUCGGGCCAAGAAGCUCCGCAAAGAAAAGCAGCGCCCCAUCUACGCUGAAGCCGAGCUAGACAACACCAGCGUAUGGCGUCUGAUGCAGAUCUCCUUCGAACGGCCUACACGCAUGCUCCUCACCGAGCCUGUCGUUGCCUUCUUCACUCUCUGGAUCUCCUUUGCCUGGGGCAUCCUGUAUCUCUUCUUCAGCAGCGUCGUCCAGACCUUCUCCGCCAACUACGGCAUGAACACUCUGCAAACUGGGUGCAUUCAGCUGGCAAUCUCCGUGGGUGCGCUGAUCGGCACUCUUGUCAAUCCUCUACAGGACAUGCUGUAUCUGAAGUCGGCGAGACGCAACACAGAGAAGCCGGGAAAACCUAUUCCGGAGGCUCGGUUGUAUACUAGUAUCAUUGGCAGCUUGAUGUUUGCAGGCGGGCUGUUCUGGUAUGGCUGGUCCAGUACUCCUUCUGUGCCUUGGAUCGUACCAACUCUCGGUAUCGGUUGCACCGGUAUUGGCAUCUACAGUAUUUACAUGGCAGUGGUCAAUUACUUGACAGAUGCGUACGAGAAGUACGCUGCAUCAGCUCUGUCCGCCGCAUCUCUGGGAAGGAACUCCUUUGGCGCGUUCCUGCCGCUGGCGAGUUAUGAGCUGUUCCAGAACCUGGGGUACGGCUGGGCCGGGUCAUUGCUGGGGUUCAUCGGGCUAGCACUGUCAGUAGUGCCAGUAGUGCUAGUAUGGAAGGGACCCGAGAUCCGCCGACGCAGUCCGUUCAUGCGCGAAGCGACCUGGGGAGCCGACGAGGAAGAUGUCAUAGAGAAAGAGGGCGACGGAGAAGCGACAGUGUAUCGCGACACACACACAGGGUAUCCCCAACACGAUCGAGAGGAAGACAACCGCGUAUGAUGAAGAGAUAUCACCACAUAUCAUAAAAGCGUUCAUUGCCAGCUUAGCAACCUCAUUAUAUACAAAAAGAAUACAAAAGACUGAAUGACUACUUGCUAUAAUUCUGAUGCCACGUAUAAUCCCUCUCCCCUUCCAACAACCCCCUAACCGCCUCCCUCGGCGUCACCGGCUCCCUCCCCAACACCUCCCCCAUCAACCCAUCCGUAAACCCAGCCUCGCCAUUCUCAAUACUCUCAAACCACCCCACCAGCUGCCGGAAGAACCCCUCCGCUUUGCCCCCG